Messenger RNA from Hevea brasiliensis (rubber tree), 946 nucleotides. RefSeq names its product transcription factor bHLH61. The record is from RefSeq and is a predicted model, not a curated record. The transcript is spliced from 4 exons. Lineage: Eukaryota; Viridiplantae; Streptophyta; Magnoliopsida; Malpighiales; Euphorbiaceae. Gene Ontology annotation, cellular component: nucleus. Gene Ontology annotation, molecular function: DNA-binding transcription factor activity; sequence-specific DNA binding; protein dimerization activity. Gene Ontology annotation, biological process: regulation of DNA-templated transcription. The coding region runs from base 234 to 704 and encodes 156 amino acids.
CCAUCUAUGUUAUAUUUUGGUGUGAAGAAACUGAGGCAUUCAUAUGGGAAGAAAACGGGAGAAUCAUAUAGAUUGAGAGCUUCAUCCCCUCUUUAAACAGCCUCAGAGCCUUGCAGAGAGCUGAUAUAAGAAGGAGAAGAAUUAAGAAGAAGAAGAGAGGAGGAUAAUAAAGAAAGAAAGCUGAAGAUUUUCUUUUAUUUUUUUUUAUCAGGACAAUAGGGAAAGAAUUAACCAUGGUUUCUAGGGAGAACAAGAGAGCAGCACUGCAUGAGAAGCUGCAACUUCUUCGUUCCAUUACUAACUCUCAUGCUCUAAACAAAACCUCAAUCAUCAUGGAUGCAACCAAGUACAUUGAAGAGCUAAAACAGAAGGUAGAGAGACUGAAUCAAGAUAUGGAAGCUGCACAAACUUCGAGCCACCGAAAUCCAUUGCCUAUGGUUACAGUAGAAACCCUAGAGAAGGGUUUUCUGAUAAAUGUAUUUUUAGAUAGGAGUUGCCCUGGCUUGCUUGUCUCCAUAUUGGAAGCAUUUGAAGAACUGGGUCUUAAUGUGCAGGAAGCUAGGGUUUCUUGUACUGAUAGUUUUCGAUUACAAGCAGUUGGAGGGGAGAACGAAGAACAAGGCGAAUGCAUGGAUGCUCAGGUGGUGAAACAAGCAGUGUUGCAGGCUAUUAAGAAUUGGAAUGAGAGUACUGAACAAGAGUAAUAUAUAUAUAUAUAUAUAUAUAUGAUCAAAGUCUUGUUUUUAUAAAUUAAUAUCGUUAAUUAAUUGUCAUUUUAAUUUCCAUCACUUUUGUUUAAUCUAUUGUUGAAGCUAGCUUGUUUAGGUUGAGAGUGUUGUUAAUCAAGAGAUGAAAUGCUCCGAAUUUAAGUCAUAAUUCGGGGAAGGCAAAUUUAGAAAUGAAAUGCAAUUAUAUAUAUAUAAAAUCAAAUGUGUGUUUUCUCUAA